UAUGAAAGAUAAUUGAUAUCAGUCCUUGUAAAAAUUCACAAAAAAAAAUAUAUGUGAGAUGCCGUAAAAAUAGUGAAAGCAGUUUCGAAGUAAAAGCAAAUAGUUUGACGUGUUCUGUCUUUCUUCUACUGGAAAAGAUGGAGGCCACAUGGUUGUGAAUACGUCUCCACGUGUUACGAGAUUCACUACGAGCUGUACACGUGUCAGAUACACACGUCUUCUUUUACUUCAUAACCCCCAACUGCCACUAAACCACAAUCGUUUCUUGUUUCACACAAACCACUUCUCUCUUUCUCUCGUUCUCUUAUUGGAAUACCAAAAAACAAAAAUGGGAUCAGAGACUUUCCUGGAGAUUAUUCUGGCCAUUCUUCUUCCUCCCGUCGGCGUUUUCCUCCGAUAUGGUUGUGGGGUAGAGUUCUGGAUAUGUCUGUUGUUGACGAUACUGGGUUACAUCCCUGGGAUCAUCUACGCUAUCUACGUUCUUGUCGGAUGAUCACCUAAUCAUUCCUCUUCUUGUACAGUAGUUUCCAUGAUCUGAUUUUAGCCUUUGCUUUGUUUCUCAAUCACUCUUGUAAUAAAAACUCUCUUCCCUUUUCGCUUUAA
Capsella rubella is the source of this 603-nucleotide messenger RNA. RefSeq lists its product as uncharacterized. Gene Ontology annotation, cellular component: membrane. The transcript is spliced from 2 exons. Bases 149 to 493 code for a protein of 114 amino acids. NCBI's taxonomy places the organism in Eukaryota, Viridiplantae, Streptophyta, Magnoliopsida, Brassicales, Brassicaceae. The record is from RefSeq and is a predicted model, not a curated record.